This is a messenger RNA of Juglans regia (Persian walnut), 3077 nucleotides long. RefSeq names its product probable copper-transporting ATPase HMA5. Gene Ontology annotation, biological process: monoatomic cation transport. The record is from RefSeq and is a predicted model, not a curated record. NCBI's taxonomy places the organism in Eukaryota, Viridiplantae, Streptophyta, Magnoliopsida, Fagales, Juglandaceae. Gene Ontology annotation, molecular function: copper ion binding; ATP hydrolysis activity; ATPase-coupled monoatomic cation transmembrane transporter activity. The transcript has 6 exons. Gene Ontology annotation, cellular component: membrane. The coding region runs from base 87 to 3008 and encodes 973 amino acids.
CUAAGAUCCUCACCGUUAAAGUCAUACCCAGAGAAGCCUAUAUAAUAAAUCAUGUAGUUUAGGGAGAAGAGACGCACACAACAUAUAUGCAUGCUAGCUUGUGCUGGUGGUCGCCCAGUGAAGGUGGGAUCGAGGAAGUUGUCGCUGGGCAGGGCCACAUGCAGCGUCCGGGCUCCUGCAUGCCACCGCCUGAUCAGGCGAAGGCCAUCUUUGCAGUCAUCAGCACGACGUGCUCGGCGGGGGCUGGAUCGGUAGAGAAUGCCGUCAAGCGGCUGCCGGGAAUACGUGAGGCCGUGGUUGAUGUUCUUAAUAAUAGGGCCCAAGUCCUCUACAACCCCAGUUCUGUCGAUGAGGAAAGAAUACGUGAGACAAUUGAAAGUUCUGGUUUUCAAGCUACAUUGAUCAAUGAUGACACAAAUGAGAGAUCCACUCAAAUAUGCAAAAUACACAUAAAUGGAAUGACUUGCACCUCUUGCUCCUCCACUAUUGAAUCAGCUCUGAAAUCAAUUCCAGGAGUACAAAAGGCCCAAGUGGCCUUGGCAACUGAAGAAGCAGAAGUUCAUUAUAAUCCCAAGUCUGUGAGCUAUAAUAAACUGUUGGAAGCCAUAGAAAACACUGGAUUUGAAGGCAUUCUUAUUAGUACUGGGGAAGACAUAAGCAAGAUUGAGCUUAAAGUUGAUGGUGUAGACAAUGAUCAUGAAACGAGAAUGAUUGAAAAGUCUCUCCAAGAACUCCCAGGGGUUCAAGAGAUAGUCACAUACCCUGAACUCAACAAAAUUUCCAUAUCCUACAAACCAGAUAUGACAGGUCCCAGAACUUUCAUCAGUGUCAUUGAGUCUACUGGGAGUGGACGUGUUAAAGCAAGGAUAUACCCCAAAGGAGGGGGAAGAGAAGCCCGUAGAAGGAAGGAAAUUAAGCAGUAUUAUAGAUUCUUUUUAUGGAGUUUGGUUUUUACUAUUCCAGUAUUUCUAACAUCCAUGGUUUUCAUGUAUAUCCCUGGAAUUAAGCAUGUAUUAGAUGCCAAAGUAGUCAACAUGUUGACUGUUGGAAUGGUUGUGAGGUUGGAGUUGUCUACUCCAGUACAGUUUAUUAUAGGCCGGAGGUUCUACAUUGGGUCUUAUAAAGCUUUGCGCCAUGGUUCAGCCAAUAUGGAUGUUCUAAUUGUCUUGGGAACAAAUGCAGCCUACUUCUAUUCUGUCUACUCAUUGUUAAGGUCUGCUUAUUCUAAAGAUUUCAAGGGUACAGAUUUCUUUGAGACUAGCUCAAUGCUAAUCUCAUUCAUUCUGCUUGGAAAGUACUUGGAGAUUUUGGCUAAGGGAAAGACAUCAGAGGCCAUUGCCAAGCUUAUGGACUUGACUCCUGCGACAGUAAUAUUGUUAACUCUGGACAGUGAAGGAAAUGUGGUGAGCGAACAAGAAAUUGAUGGUCGAUUAGUACAGAAGAAUGAUGUGAUUAAAGUUAUCCCAGGUGCCAAAGUAGCUUCGGAUGGUUAUGUUCUGUGGGGAGAAAGCCACGUAAAUGAGAGCAUGAUAACUGGAGAAGCACGGCCAGUGGCAAAAAGGAAGGGAGACACGGUGAUUGGAGGAACUGUGAAUGAGAAUGGGGUGUUGCACAUUAGAGCAACACGAGUAGGAUCAGAGAGUGUUCUUUCACAGAUUGUUCGGCUUGUUGAGUCAGCUCAGAUGGCUAAAGCUCCAGUCCAGAAAUUUGCUGACCGUGUUUCCAAAUACUUUGUGCCCAUGGUUAUUAUACUUUCAUUUUCAACCUGGUUAUCCUGGUUUUUUGCUGGAAAGUUCCAUGCUUACCCAAAAUCUUGGAUACCAUCUUCCAUGAGUGGCUUUGAGCUUGCACUUCAGUUUGGGAUCUCUGUCAUGGUUAUAGCCUGCCCUUGUGCUCUAGGCCUAGCAACUCCAACUGCUGUUAUGGUUGGUACUGGAGUUGGCGCUUCACAAGGUGUACUAAUUAAAGGAGGCCAAGCUUUAGAAAGUGCACAUAAGGUGAACUGCAUUGUGUUUGAUAAGACAGGCACUCUCACGGUUGGGAAACCAGUGGUUGUUAACACACGACUGUUGACAAACAUUGCGCUUCAAGAUUUUUAUAUUCUCAUUGCUGCAACAGAGGUAAACAGUGAGCACCCAUUAGCCAAGGCCAUAGUGGAGUAUGCCAAGAACUUUGUAGAAGAUAAAGAGAAUCCUGCCUGGCCAGAAGCAAGAGACUUUAUCUCCAUUACUGGCCAUGGAGUGAAAGCUGUUGUUCAAAACAGGGAAAUAAUUGUGGGAAACAAGAGCUUGAUUUUGGACCAGAACAUUGCAAUUCCAUCAGAUGCUGAAGAUAUACUUGCAAAAGCUGAAGGGUUGGCCCAUACUGGGAUUCUAGUAUCUAUAGAUAAGGAACUGGUUGGAGUUCUAGCCAUAUCUGAUCCACUUAAACCAGGUGCUCGAGAAGUCAUUUCCAUUCUCAAGUCUAUGAACAUUAGGAGCAUAGUGAUGACAGGUGACAAUUGGGGCACUGCCAAAUCCAUUGCCAAGGAAGUUGGAAUUGAAACUGUUAUUGCAGAAGCCAAACCAGAGGAUAAAGCAGAGAAAGUGAGAGAUUUUCAGGGUUCAGGCUACACUGUGGCAAUGGUGGGAGAUGGCAUAAAUGACUCACCAGCACUUGUGGCAGCAGAUGUUGGAAUGGCAAUUGGAGCUGGCACAGACAUUGCAAUUGAGGCAGCUGACAUUGUUCUCAUGAAGAACAACUUGGAGGAUGUGAUAACUGCCAUUGAUCUUUCCAGGAAAACCUUCUCACGCAUUCGUCUAAACUAUAUCUGGGCUUUGGGAUAUAAUCUGCUUGGCAUCCCAAUUGCUGCUGGGGCCCUUUAUCCAUUCACUGGACUUCGUUUACCACCAUGGAUUGCUGGAGCUGCAAUGGCUGCCUCUUCUGUCAGCGUUGUAUGCAGCUCCCUCUUGUUGAAGUAUUACAGGGUACCUCGAAAGCUGGAGAUGCAUGGAAUAAAGAUCGAGUAAUCUUUGUCUCUACGCAUCUAGGAGGGAAGAAUCUCCCAUUAUAAAUAAAUUUAGGCGGUACUGUUUUCA